AUGUUACAAGCUAUGGGCAGCAUCUCAUAUCACGGGCCGAUUUUGAACUCUUUUCCAUCCUUACAGACGUUUUUCCCUACUGAGCCCAAGGUCGAGGAGACCAAGCCUGUCGAGGCCCCUCAGACCGCCACUGAGACCACCACGGCCGAGCCUACCACCACUGAGACUGCCACUACUGAGGCUCCCGCCACCGAGGCCCCCGCCACCGCGACCGAGACCAAGGAUGACAAGCCCGUCACUUCCUCUGCGGUCUUUUCCAUGUUUGGCGGUGGAGCCAAGAAGGAGAAGAAGGAUGAGGAGGACCGUGGCGAUAACUCCGGCAGCGCAAAGGCUCAGCGCGAUGCGGCCACGGCUAAAGGCGAUGAUGAAGCUCCCGAGAGCGAGGACGUGCACUUUGAGCCCGUCGUCAAGCUGACGGAGAGGGUCGAGACCAAGACCAACGAGGAGUCUGAGGAGCAGCUCUUCAAGAUGCGCGCUAAGCUCUUCCGUUUUAUCAAGGAGUCCAAUGAGUGGAAGGAGCGUGGAACUGGUGAUGUUCGUCUGCUCAAGCACAAGGAGAACGGCCGUACGCGCCUGGUCAUGCGUCGUGACAAGACCCUCAAGGUCUGCGCCAACCACUACAUUGUGCCCGACAUGAAGCUUGCUCCCAACGUCGGCUCUGACCGCUCCUGGGUCUGGAACGCGGCCGCCGACGUCAGCGAGGGCGAGCCCGAGGCCGUUACUCUGGCCAUUCGCUUCGCCAACUCGGACAACGCCAACGAGUUCAAGGACUCGUUCCUGAAGGCGCAGAAGGAAAACGAGGAGCUUUUCAAGAAGGCCGAGGCCGAGGCUGAGGCUGAUGCGAAGGCUUAA
Messenger RNA from Akanthomyces muscarius, 852 nucleotides. RefSeq lists its product as uncharacterized. The coding region runs from base 1 to 852 and encodes 283 amino acids. The record is from RefSeq and is a predicted model, not a curated record. Gene Ontology annotation, molecular function: GTPase activator activity. The transcript has 6 exons. Gene Ontology annotation, biological process: nucleocytoplasmic transport. Gene Ontology annotation, cellular component: cytoplasm; nuclear pore. Lineage: Eukaryota; Fungi; Ascomycota; Sordariomycetes; Hypocreales; Cordycipitaceae.